Messenger RNA from Strongylocentrotus purpuratus (purple sea urchin), 2098 nucleotides. It is a transcript of the gene adh5, whose product is annotated as alcohol dehydrogenase class-3. The transcript has 10 exons. Gene Ontology annotation, molecular function: zinc ion binding; S-(hydroxymethyl)glutathione dehydrogenase [NAD(P)+] activity. NCBI's taxonomy places the organism in Eukaryota, Metazoa, Echinodermata, Echinoidea, Camarodonta, Strongylocentrotidae. Gene Ontology annotation, biological process: formaldehyde catabolic process. The coding region runs from base 114 to 1262 and encodes 382 amino acids. Gene Ontology annotation, cellular component: cytosol. The record is from RefSeq and is a predicted model, not a curated record.
CUUUAUGAUUGUUUAGCUCGGUGAAUCCGUCGAUUAAUUUUAAAUUCACUCAAUCACAACGGCAAAAAAAAAUAGGUGGGACAGACAGGGUCGUAACAAAAAGUCGCUUCUGCAUGCUGGAGCCGAGGAGGGAGUGCACGGUGGCGGUGACCAUCACAUGUCGUGCAGCAGUUGCAUGGGAGCCUAAUAAGGAUCUUAGCAUCGAGCAGGUGGAGGUAGCACCUCCUAAGGCCGGUGAAGUUCGCAUCAAGCUCCUAGCUACUGGUGUCUGCCACACAGAUGCCUAUACUCUGAGUGGAGCAGACUCUGAGGGGAAAUUCCCCUGCAUCCUGGGUCAUGAGGGAGGUGGCACUGUGGAGAGUAUUGGGCCAGAGGUCACUUCUCUUAAACCUGGUGACCAUGUUGUACCCCUUUACAUUCCACAAUGCCGUAAGUGCAAGUUCUGCAUGAGCAAGAAGACCAACCUAUGCAGCGUUGUCAGGUCCACUCAGGGCGCUGGAGUUAUGCCUGAUGGAACAUCUCGCUUCACCUGUAAGGGAAAGACUCUCUACCACUUCAUGGGAACAUCCACCUUCAGUGAAUACACUGUCGUUGCUGAGAUAUCAGUUGCCAAGGUGAAUGAGAAGGCCCCAUUGGAAAAGGUGUGUCUGUUAGGGUGUGGUAUCACCACCGGUUACGGAGCUGCCAUCAACACUGCACAGGUGGAGGAAGGAUCGACCUGUGCCGUGUGGGGGGUUGGAUGUGUAGGUCUUGCUGUGCUCAUGGGAUGUAAGGUCAGCAAAGCUUCAAAGAUCAUUGCCAUUGAUAUCAACCCACAGAAGGAAGAGCUUGCCAGGCAGUUUGGAGCAACCCACUUUGUCAAUCCCAAAACUUUGGACAAACCUACACAGCAGGCGCUAGUGGAAAUGACUGAUGGCGGCCUGGAUUAUACGUUUGAGUGCAUCGGUAAUGUCAAUACCAUGCGUGAAGCUCUUGAGAGCUGCCACAAGGGUUGGGGCGUGUCGACCAUCAUCGGAGUAGCUGCGGCCGGUAAGGAGAUCUCUACCCGCCCAUUCCAACUCGUCACUGGACGCACCUGGAAGGGAACAGCUUUUGGUGGAUUCAAGUCCCGUGAUGGAGUGCCUCAGCUAGUCGAGGAGUACUUGGCUGGAACGCUCAAAGUUGAUGAGUUUGUGACACACAAUGUGAGAUUAGAUGAGAUCAACAAAGCCUUCAAACUGAUGCAUGAUGGAGAAAGUAUCCGAGCAAUUGUAAACUUCUAGAUAGUGUGCAUCCGAGACUUGAAGAGAGAUAUCCAACCUGCCAGUACAGUACCAAUCAUACUAAAGAAUCAUUAUUUGUUAUACCUCAGUUGAUCCUUCUUGCGAUAAUCAUUGUAUGAUUGUCUUUUAAUUUGGGAAUCAGUAUCCCACUUUGGAAUUAUACAGCUUCUCUUUAUGAAAAAAAGCUAACAGUGGCAUAUGGUUUACUAUUGUAUUUAGAUCAUCAUCAAAAACUUGAGGGGAGAGGGGCCAUCAUACAAUCAAGAUAAUAGGGAGAUAUUUCUUAUUAGGAAGAGAGCAGAUUGAUAUGAGAGAAAAGAAUACCGUAACCUUAAUCCAUCUCAGUAUUCUAUCAAUUUAAUUUUGUGUGUGAUAUCCUUCUGUUACUUGUUUGGAUUGUAUGUGCAUUUUAAUCCUUCAGAACACAUGAACAGAGCUCUUCAGUCUGCUAGAAUUGCAGAAACUGACCUGAACCCCUUUAUAUUUAAAAUUCUGCAGCUUGUGAUUUUACAAAAGUUAAAUGAUUAAUAUAAUAUAUUAUUGAUAUGAGAAGUCUUCAAAAAUAUUUCCUCAUAAAAGUAUGUUCUAUUUUCCUCAUUGUAUAAUUGUUCUUUAAACAAUGUGUGUUACAAUGAUUUAUCAUGUUAGGAUUUAAUCCAGUGAAGAAGUACUGAUGAUUAAAAAAAAUGACAAUCAAACAUGUUUGUAUAACAAAAUGCAUUAAUAUGAAGUUGUAAUUUUGUGGAAUUGAUGUGCCUAUGAAAACCGACUUGUGAAGUAUGUACUGAUGACUGUUCUUUCUUUCUUAUCAUCAAAAUAAAUGAUUAGGAAAUUAA